This is a messenger RNA of Talpa occidentalis (Iberian mole), 1426 nucleotides long. Its product is annotated as calcium homeostasis modulator protein 6-like. Gene Ontology annotation, molecular function: monoatomic cation channel activity. The record is from RefSeq and is a predicted model, not a curated record. NCBI's taxonomy places the organism in Eukaryota, Metazoa, Chordata, Mammalia, Eulipotyphla, Talpidae. The transcript is spliced from 2 exons. Bases 358 to 1272 code for a protein of 304 amino acids.
UCAACGCUGCUUAUCAAGGCCCCUGCAAACCAUCAGAGCCAGCUCCUGGGAUGCAGGUGGCAGCAGUUUCAAGUUACACCCCUAUACCCCAUCUGUGCCCUGGCCUCCACCUUAUAAAGGACACCUGUGUUAUCUUCUUCUAAGAAUGGGUGGCUACUUGGAGAGUCAAGGGUGUGUCCUUGAAUCUGUCUGUCUGCCAGAGCUGAUUUGUUUGCAAAAAAGAAAUCAAAACCUGGUGACGCCCUCUUCUCUUUUAGAAAAUUGCUUUUUUGCUAAGAACAGGAAGUCCCAGACUCCAGUCCAUCCAAACUACUGCUGAAGCAGCAAAGAGGCAGAAGCACCCAGGGCUGACUUGAAAUGGCAACCUUGGUUAAGACCAUCCUGGAGAAGUUUCCCACAUUGCUGGACCUACAGCUCAAGCAUGGCAGCAAGCUGGGCUAUGGCUUGGUGAGCCUGCUGACCGCAGGCGGAGAGCGCAUCUUCUCCACGGCAGUGUUCCAGUGCCCCUGCCACCCCACCUGGAACCUGCCCUAUGGAAUGGUUUUCCUUUUGGUGCCUGGGCUGGCGCUCUUCCUCCUGGGCUACGUGCUGAACACAAGCACCUGGCGCCUGACGACCGGCUGCUGCAGGCAGGACUGCAGCCAGUUGUGCACCUGUGGGAGCCAGAGCUGGAAGGAGUUCCUGUGGAUCAGCGCCACCUCCUUGGUUGCCCCCCUUUCGUGGGUGGCUGUGGGGCUGCUCGGGGGCACUUUCUACGAGUGCUCCGCCAGCGGGAUCCCCUCCUUAGCAAGGCGCUUGUGCCUUGACCGCUAUGAAAACUGCUCCAGGUUGAUGCCCAAGUUGCCCUGUCUGCGGAACCUAGAGCCGGACCUCCUGAAGGCGCUCCAGGCCCAAUCGCAGGUGGCUGGCUGGAUUCUGAUAGCUGUGGUUUGCAUUAUUCUUAUGAUUGGUACAUCUAUUACCUAUUGCAGAUCUCCAGUUAGUUUUAUGCAGCUGAAAUUUAGCACCGAGUAUGUGAUUGAGGAGCAGAAGAGCCUUAUAAAAGAAGCCAGAGAGAAUGCAGCUGAUUUGGCAAAUGAGAAUGUUAAAUGUUUCUUUAAGGGCUCACGUCCACAUCACCAGACCCCAAGUGCUGAAGACUGGAAGAAUAUUUCACCACUCUAUACUUUGAAUUCAAAGGAGCCAUACUAUAGCAUGUUGCACAAACAUGUUAACACGAGAAGGAAGGGUGAAGUGGCUUCUACUUUUAAUGUUGGAGAGGCAAAAUUUUAAGACAACACUGUAUGACCUUAUGAAUGAAUGGGAAAAAAGUUCUUUUGAGCUUCAUUUGAAAAAAAUUCUGUUUUGUUGAUGACUGCUUUCUUUUUUAAGGCUUCCAAACCCUGGAAACAUAAGUUUAUAUUUGAAAUAAAAAUUUAGAAUUUUA